Messenger RNA from Perca fluviatilis (European perch), 1007 nucleotides. Its product is annotated as nuclear factor 7, brain-like. The coding region runs from base 71 to 763 and encodes 230 amino acids. Lineage: Eukaryota; Metazoa; Chordata; Actinopteri; Perciformes; Percidae. The transcript has 2 exons. Gene Ontology annotation, molecular function: protein binding. The record is from RefSeq and is a predicted model, not a curated record.
GCUGCUCUCAGGAGCUCUGAUAGACGAGGCCAAACACCUGGGCAACCUGAGCUUCAACAUCUGGAACAAGAUGAAGGACGAGGUCUCCUACAAGCCUGUGAUCCUGGACCCAAAUACUGCUUAUGCAGACUUCAUCCUGUCUGAUGAACUGACCAGUGUGAGAGAACAAAAGAGAUGGGGAGAGCAACUACAACUUCCUGGUAAUCCCGAGAGGUUGGAUCGUGACUACAUAGGUGUCCUGGGCUCUGAGGGCUUUGACUCAGGGACUCACAGCUGGGAUGUCGAGGUUGGAGAAAGUACACACUGGGAACUGGGUGUGUUAGCACAGUCUGUCCAGAGGAAGAGAGACAUGCAGUCUGGAAUAUGGAGCAUAGUGUUCGGAGAAGUUGAAUACGCAGCACGGUCACUACCAGAUCCAGACACCGAUCUCGAGCCGGACACGCCGCCCCGGAGGAUCCGAGUGACUCUGGACUGGGACGGAGGAAAGCUGUCGUUCUAUGAUCUUUGUACUAACACACACAUACACACCUUCACACACACUUUCACUGAGAAGCUGUUUCCAUUGAUUGACAUUAAGGGGAUGGUGUUUGUUUUACCACAGAAGGUCUGUGUGACUGUAGAACAGAUGAAUGACUAUGAAGCUUAUAAGGAUUAUGUGGAUAAUGAUGAUGAUGGUGGUUAUGAAGGUUAUGAGGAUUAUGAUGGUAAUGAGGAUGGUGAUGAUGAUGAUGAUUAUGAUGAUUAUCAUUUCAUUAUGGGAUAAAGCAACAACUUUUUUUUAAGAUAAUUUUUGGGGCAUUUUUAGACCUUUAUUUGACAGGACAGCUGAAGACAUGAAAGGAGAGAGAGGGGGGAAAGACACGCAGCAAAGGGCCGCAGGUCGGAGUCAAACCUGCAGCCGCUGCCUUUGACGAGAGAACCUCUAUAUAUGGGCGCCCGCUAACCAGCUAACCAGGGGCCCAAAAACAAGUUUUUUAUAGUUAGAGUCAAAAGAUUUAUUAACAGCA